AUGACGAGGACCUUCGUAACGUUUCUCCUCGUCCUGGGGAUCUGUCAGGCGAGUUUCAUGCUCAAGAAUAUUGACGAGAAGGAAGUGGAUUUGAAAUACCGGCUGCCCUCCGACGUAGUGAUACCGACCGAUUACACAUUGCACCUCACGCCUGAUUUAAAGAAUUUCACAUUUGAGGGUGAAGUGAACAUAACGUUAAGAGCGCUGACGACGAACAAUACUUUGACAUUAAACUCAAAAGAAUUGACAAUCCACAACGUUAAGUUCGAGGAUUUGGAUACAAACAAGACCUUCAAGAAUGAGUACACGGAGGACAAACAGCAUGAGAUCCUAAUCAUCACAGUAGAUCCCCAGUUCGAAAAGGAUCAUAACUACUCGCUUCAGAUACAAUACAGUGGAAUUUUGAAUAAUAAUUCGAGAGGAUUCUAUAGGAGCAGGGUCAUGGAUGGUGAUAAAGUCACGUACGCUGCAACGACUUAUUUCGAGUCAACGAACGCUCGACUAGCAUUCCCAUGUUGGGAUGAGCCCGCCUACAAGGCGAAAUUUAACAUCCGGUUGACGCACAAUAAGGAAUUUCAAGCGAUCUCUAAUAUGGACGAACUAGAUACACAAGAUAAACAAGAUGGCAUGAUAACCACUUCGUUCAAAGAAACUCCACCGAUGUCUACUUAUUUGGUAGCAUUCGUGGUAAGCGAAUAUAAAUUUAAGGAAGAUAAAGACCACAACUUCACCUAUAGGGUGUGGACGAAGGCGAACGCGAUAGAUCAGACUGAUUACGCUUUGAAAAUGGGUAUGAAGAUUCUAGAACAGCUGGAUUUGUACACGAAUAUUUCGUACCAGACAUUCAUGCCAGAAAAAAUAGAUCAAGUCACGCAGAAGGAUUUCCUAAUCGGCGGCAUGGAGAAUUGGGGACUCGUGAUUUAUAGAGAAGAUAGACUUCUAUACGACGAGGUUUUAAGUACAACCCGCACGAAGAUGAACGUACUCAAGAUCAUCGCUCACGAAUUCACUCAUCAAUGGUUCGGUGAUCUCGUCAGUCCGAAAUGGUGGAAAUAUAUUUGGCUGAACGAGGGAUUCGCCACCUAUUUCGAAUACUUCAUUGCUCACAAGGUAGUACCUGAAUUGCGAUUGGACGAUAUGUUCGUCGUGGAGAGCAUGCAACAGACUGCGAUGGUUGCUGACUGGUCGCCGAAGCAACGUCCUAUGAAUCAGGACGUAACUAGCCCUCAAGAAAUCAGUGCGCUCUUCGACAGCAUCGCCUACAGCAAGGCGGCUUCUGUUAUUCGAAUGAUGUCCCACGCCAUGACGGAAGAGGUUUUCCAGAAAGGCUUGCAACAGUAUCUGAAGAGCACCGCGUUAGGUAAUGCGGAUUCGAAUGACCUUUUCGGAUUCCUCCAGAAAGCCUUGGAUGAGAGUAGGAUUAAAUGGAGACAGCCUGUGCAAGUUAUAAUGCAUAACUGGAUGGAAUACCCGGGAUAUCCGACGUUGACAGUUAAAAGAGUCGAUGGGGGCUACCAAGUGACACAGGAACAAUUCGUGACCGUGCUAAUGGAAAUCGACAAAUACCGUACCAAGUGGUGGAUACCAAUCACUUGUGUUGAGGAAUCGACUCCAGAUUUCAGUAAUACGAUUCCCGACGAUUGGCUCGCCCCGGAGGAGGAAUCACAUAUCGUGCCGUCUGAUAUAAAAGAGGGGUGGUUCAUUUUCAACACGCAGCAAACAGGUUACUACCGUGUGAACUAUGAUGUAGAAAAUUGGGAACUGUUGAUAAAAGAGCUGAACAUGGGGAACGACACCAAAAUACACGUGCUGAAUCGUGCACAGAUGAUUGACGACGCGUUCAAUUUAGCUCGUGUUAACAGUUUGAACUACACGGUCGCUUUGAACGUGGCCCUUUACUUAACGCACGAGGCCGAUUACAUGCCCUGGCAACCGGCGUUCAGACACUUGAGCUUCCUGAGGAACUUGUUACGCACCUCCGAAGAAUAUCACACUUUCAUGGAAAAAAUGAAUGUUUAUAUGCAUUUCGAUUCUGUACUUCUACUUAUAAAAAACAGAUUGGACGUUAACCUGAAGAACGAAAUUCUCUGCGCUGGAGUUAGGAGCGCGAAUGAGAGCGCAUGGUCUGAUACUCGAGUUCACAUAACUGAAUCUGUGCACGAUGCGAACGAUAAGAAGAAUCAGCUGAUGGUCCUAGCCUGUUCCAAUUCGUCUGAGAUUCUGACGAAAUACCUAAAGUUAACUCUCGAUUCAGAUUAUCCGAUCGAUUUCAAGACCGCUGCGAUAGACGUGGUGUCCAGAUAUCCGGCCGGUCCCCAGCUUGUUUUCGAUUUCCUGCUCAAAGAAUACAAACGCAUCACUAAAAUACCGAAUUUCAAAAACGCCAUAGGAGAGGUCGUUAUAGCGAUUGCUGGAGGAAUUACGACUCAGCAGCAGAAUUUUGAU
Molecule: messenger RNA, 2445 nt
Organism: Ceratina calcarata
Lineage: Eukaryota; Metazoa; Arthropoda; Insecta; Hymenoptera; Apidae
Product: puromycin-sensitive aminopeptidase-like protein
Exons: 10
Biological process (GO): proteolysis; peptide catabolic process
Cellular component (GO): cytoplasm; membrane
Molecular function (GO): peptide binding; zinc ion binding; metalloaminopeptidase activity
Source: RefSeq, a predicted model, not a curated record